CUUGUAGCUGGAGAUUUGGAUUUAUACUUAAGAAAAUGAGGUCAUUUCAACUUAACCAUUUAUAAUAGGUACCGUAUAGACCAUGUUACGGCUGUAUUUUUAGCUGCUUAUAACCGGCAUUGAAUUUUGGAUGCGACAAAACUGAGAGAAGACAGCCCGAACAGGCAAAUAAGGAAGUUUAUGUAGGAACGGGUCGGGGCCAACGCAACUUUAUUCAUAAAUCUUCAUGCAAUCCUGUUCUUAAUUGGCACUUAUCCCUAUCCCUUCAUGAACUCAAACUUAACCCCCUGAUAUCGCGCGAAGUCUUUCUGUUUUUAUUCAAGGGUCUACGUAGUUUACGUAGUAUGGAAACUUCAAUCUCACCUGCAUCAACCCAUAAUCUACCCUUCCACCCAACCCUCACAAUUGGCAGUUCAUUAGUCGCUUAGUAUUUUGGCACUCUCCCUCUUCCAUCGCCAAAUGGGCGACAAUUCCCUCAACGUCGCAUUCCAUCGUGUAAUUCCUAGCGAUUGAUACAACAAACGAAAACGAACAGAUAAUUAAUUAGAUCGGAUGUCCGGCACACGAGCCUCGCUUUACGCCUACUCAGCUGCUACAUAGCCCCACCCGCCUUAUUGUGUCAUUAUUCUCCGAAUAGCCAAUCGCCCGAAAAACAAAGAACGACAACUAUCGAAGUCUCCGUAACCUCUAUCCUAGCAAAUCAUUCGCAUACAAAAGCAAAGCCUGUAGGAAUCCGACGAACAAUGGCAUUUCUCGAAGAUCCUCGCCUACGACAGCGAUGGAACCAAAUCUCACAUACUACCGAAACAGUUACUGAAAAUGCAGCUGCUGGUAUAUGGAGUUUCGGACAUACCUACGUCACGCCCUGUCUCUCGUCCAUUACCUCGACAUUCGACAGUUGUACGUCCGUUUGCCUAGGCGACCGCGAAGAACGAGCGCGACGAGCGAGAGAACGCCAACGGGCGCAAGGAAGAGCCGAAUACAGUUUUGACUUCUACGACGAUUGGGAUGAGGAAUUAGGAGGCGGAGACGAUGGAGGAGGCCUACUCGGAGGCUGGCGAAGCGAAGAUUGGGAUCGCUUACUCGCAGGUACGAGGAGAAGACGAGACGGAGGAGAGGUUCAAGAACAACCAAGGAGAAAGCGUGGAAUGAGUUAUGGGACACGGAAGAGGCCUAGUACCCAAGAAGACCCGACCAUUAUCCCAAGCACCGCGCCCUUAGGAUUCUUAAGUCGUCUUCCGUUCAAAAUUGGGGGAACCCUGAGAUACAAACCUAGUGCGGCGAAUCUACAGGAACACCCCGGAGCGUCGAGGACAACGCUUGACGGAGAACGUCAGCCAUUAUUAGGAGGUAGUGAGACCACACCAAUUCCACACGGAGCACCGCGACAUAGUAGGACACGAAGCGGAACAGUAGGUAGUGGGGAUACAAGUGAUUCGUACAGGUCAAGAGGUGAUCUCUUCCCAAGUGACGAGGAAGGAGAAGAGGACGCGGUACCAUUAGACGACGAAUUCACUAUUGCGCUUGAUCAUGUAGAUGAUCGUUCGAGCAAUAAGACGAAGAGUAGCAAAGGGAAGCGCAUCGCAGAUCGUAAGCUACCAAGGAGUGUCUCGAGGACGACGAUCGAUUCGACAAGACCUUCCCUACGGCACAGUCUCGGCUCAGGGUCUAUUCCACCAGAGAGCCCGGCGCUAGUUUCGGAGCCAUCUUUAGAGGAUCUACGACAAGAAGAGGAACGGCUGGAAAGGGAGGAGGACGAGGUGCUGGAGAAAAAGAGGCAAGCAGCCGCAGAACUAGCGCUCCGGCGUGGAUUAAGUCGCGAGAAUCUUCGGAUCGAGUCUGUCCCUGAAGUGAAAUCAGAAAUCCUCAGGGUAGAAAAAGUACCCAUGCCAGAACAGGCCAUUCUAGAUGAAGAUACAGACGAAGAAGGUGGUACUAAGAUUAGAUCCACAGAAGAGCACCCGCAACAGACAAUAUCAACUCCGACCACCUCUACGCCGAAGGAUCCCUCACAAGGUGGCUUUGUCCCUGCACGACUGCCAUAUUUCCGAUAAUGGCGAGGGCGCAUAUCACGAAGUUACGAUUCAAUCCGAACUAAUUAAUUAGUUUGCUACGGUUUGCAUAUUCUGCUCGCGCGUUUUGGUGCCGACCCUAUGGGGUUUAAUGGGAUCAAGAACAUGGGCUCGUAACAAGGACGCUCCACGGCAUCCUUGAUGUAUCAUGAUACUAUGCUUCUAUUUGCGAUUCAACAGCAUAUGGAGGAAGCGAGUGGCGUUCAUGAUGCAAACCACUGCUGGUUACAAAAUAGUAGCCAAGCUAUACUACUAAGUGUGCAUUAAAGCGUGUACUUUAUAGAUCCAGGAAGACUACUGGAGAUAACAGGUUAAGAAAGCAAGAACGGAGAUUUCAUAUAGAGAGCAUUCGAAGAUUCAAAGGCAUCAUUGAUUUUGGAUAGGCGGGCUAGGGUUAAUGGGAUUGAUGUAUUAUAUUGCUAUAGGAGUUCGAGCUUGGCAGCAUCGGAUAAUACCCAGAAUUUGGACAUACAGUACCUAUUCAAGACGCUACCAAUAGUAUAGAGGCUAUUGGUUUUCAAGAUGGGAAAGCAUGACGCCAAUUGUGAAGAUCAUCAAAUCCGCUGUAGCUCCAAUUCAUAACGAGAGCCGGAUGCCGAGUAUAGUUACAAUCUUGCCCCUUCCCUCC
Molecule: messenger RNA, 2700 nt
Organism: Hypoxylon trugodes
Lineage: Eukaryota; Fungi; Ascomycota; Sordariomycetes; Xylariales; Hypoxylaceae
Exons: 1
Coding region: 744-2054 (436 amino acids)
Source: RefSeq, a predicted model, not a curated record